AGCGUUUUAUUUAUUGUUUAUUUAUUUCAAGGUGCCACCAUCUUUAUAAAGUCCUUCCUCCCCAAAACCGUCUGCAUUUUGCGCGUCUGAAUUUUUUCUUUAUCGUCUCUGUCCUUUCUGGUUGGUCCUUAGGGAGUGAGUGAGGGCACACAGUAAGCAACCAUGGGACGCGCUCCAUGCUGUGACAAAGACAACGUGAAGAGAGGCCCGUGGUCUCCGGAAGAAGACGCAGCUCUCAAGUCCUACCUCGAGUCUCAUGGCACCGGCGGCAACUGGAUUCUUCUCCCUAAAAAAGCUGGUCUGAGGCGGUGCGGGAAGAGCUGCCGUCUGCGGUGGCUGAACUAUCUGAGGCCAGACAUCAAACAUGGAAGCUUCACUGAAGAGGAAGACAGCAUUAUCUUCAGCCUCUACAACCAGAUGGGAAGCCGAUGGUCAGUCAUUGCUUCUCACAUGCCUGGAAGAACAGACAACGAUGUGAAGAACUAUUGGAAUACCAAGUUAAAGAAGAAACUUUUGGUUUUGGGAGGAAAGGUAAAGAAUAUCAGUAGUGAAGAGAGAGAGCCCACGAUUACAAACAAUGCCAAUUUUUCUGGAAUCCCAAAAACUGAGGAACCUCAAGACCCUGCCUUCUCAACUUUCCAAACAGCCACAUUGCAGACGCUAUCCGAUGUGAACUUCGGACUCAAUGCCUACAACCAGACGCUGAGCUUAAACCCUGAUCAGUUAUACAGCCCCAAGCCCUUGGGUUUUUCGAAUUUCGGUGCAAGUUCAAGGAGGAAUUUCAGCACCACUGUUUCAUUGUCUCAGGAAGGAUCGAGCGUUUCGGAUUCGUCUUCGAUUGCUGGGAAUGGUUAUCUUGAUCAGGAUUCUUGGUUUUGUAUGGAUUAUGGAUAUGGUAUGGCUUAUGAUAAUAAUGUCAAUUACUAUGGCAUGUGUUUUGAGAAAAAAACCAGUGAAGCUGUCCCAUCAGGCUGCACGGAUUUGGGUGAAUUGUUUUCAAGCUGAAAUUUACAACUACUGAAACAAAAGGGUUUGAAUUGGCAAAGGAAAUGGGGGGAAGAAAAAUCACAAAUUAGUUAGCUAGAAAUGCUUUAAUUUCUAUCUUUGAUAUUAAUUUUUUUCACUUGCUCUAGUUUUCAGUGUUGUUUGGAACUCUGGUGCUUUUGAUAGAUGGGAACAUAUUAUGUAAAUCAAAUUCAAGUAAAUGGCUAGUUUAUGAACAAUAUGCAUUGAUCUUCA
Molecule: messenger RNA, 1239 nt
Organism: Pyrus x bretschneideri (Chinese white pear)
Lineage: Eukaryota; Viridiplantae; Streptophyta; Magnoliopsida; Rosales; Rosaceae
Product: transcription factor MYB36-like
Exons: 3
Coding region: 163-1005 (280 amino acids)
Source: RefSeq, a predicted model, not a curated record